This is a messenger RNA of Centruroides sculpturatus (bark scorpion), 1449 nucleotides long. Its product is annotated as protein FAM50 homolog. The transcript has 6 exons. The record is from RefSeq and is a predicted model, not a curated record. NCBI's taxonomy places the organism in Eukaryota, Metazoa, Arthropoda, Arachnida, Scorpiones, Buthidae. Bases 132 to 1238 code for a protein of 368 amino acids. Gene Ontology annotation, biological process: chromatin organization. Gene Ontology annotation, cellular component: nucleus.
AGUAGGUGGCGCCGUUGUCGUCAAGAAUUUUCUCGAAGUGUCCAAUUGUGCAAUUACAGUACUGUACUCUGUUUACAAAUAAAAUUUCUAAUUUAUAGUUAUUAACUAUAGCACAUAGUUUUAGAAGCAAAAUGGCACUUUAUAAAGGAGCAGCUAGUGAAGCAGGCAGAGCCUUGCAAUUAAAAAAGAAACGUGAGAAAGCUUUAGAAGAAUUAGAACAUCGUAAAAGAAAAAUUGAAGAAGAAAUGAAACUUUCAAAUAUUGAAAAUAAAUUUGCUACACAUUAUGAUGCUGUUGAGCAACAAUUAAAAUCUAGUACCAUUGGAUUAGUCACUUUGACUGAAAUGAAGGCUAAACAAGAAGAUGUUGUGAAAGAAAGAGAAAGACAACUUGCUCAGAAACAACAUGAGAAAGAAUUAGAAAGACAGCGAGAAAUAGAAGAGAAGAGAGAAGCAAAAGAAAGGCAAAAGAGACAAAUUGCAGCUUUAUCAUUCAGAAUGGAUGAUGAUGAUGAAGAAGAAGAAGAAGAAGAAGGUGGUGGUGGUGGUGGUAUUGGUAGUGAUGAUGGUGGUGAUGAUGAGGUUGAUGAUGAUAAAAAUGUAAAAAAUGAGUCAAAAAUUAAAAGUGCAGAUGAUUCGGAUUCUUCAGAGGCAAUACCAAAAAAGAAAAUUCGCAAAAAUCCAGAUGUUGACACAAGCUUUCUACCUGACAGGGAUCGUGAAGAAGAAGAAAGAAGACUUAGAGAAGAAUUAAGACAAGAAUGGGUUCAAAAGCAAGAAAAAUUGAAAAAUGAGGAAAUAAUAAUUACAUUUAGUUAUUGGGAUGGAUCUGGUCAUCGCAGAAGUGUAAAGAUGAGAAAAGGAAAUAGCAUUUAUCAGUUUUUACAGAAAUGUUUAGAAAUUCUGCGAAAGGAAUUCCAUGAAUUGAGAGCUGUUACUGGUGAUCAGUUAAUGUAUGUGAAAGAAGAUCUAAUUAUACCUCAUCACUACACAUUUUAUGAUUUUAUUGUGACAAAAGCAAGAGGUAAAAGUGGACCCCUAUUUAGUUUUGAUGUUCAUGAUGACAUUCGUUUGGUGGGAGAUGCCACUGUUGAGAAGGAUGAGUCUCAUGCUGGAAAAGUUCUUUUACGAAGUUGGUAUGAACGCAAUAAGCAUAUAUUUCCUGCUUCUAGAUGGGAACCUUAUGAUCCCACAAGAAAUUAUGAAAAAUAUACCAUAUCUGAUCGCAAAAAGAUAUGAGAAAAAGUAUAUUUAAUAUACUUCAUACAGGUAUUUGUAAAUAAUUUUGUUCAUAUGUUCAAAUUGUGUUUUAAAAUUACUUUAUUAUAAUUUAAAACUUAGCUUAAUGCAUACAUUAUAUAAAAUACAUAUUAUUAUGUAUAUAAGUAAAUGCUUCUCAUCAAUAUUGAAGAAUCGUUAUAUUAAUUUUGAAGUAGUCCACUCUUUUAAU